AUUCAAAAUCUUAAAAUAUAAAAAGAUGGAGAAAAUCAAUAAAUCUGACCUUACAAGCUCAACUCCUGAAACAUUAAAUAUUGAACAACUCAUUGAGAAAGCAGGUGGUUUUGGUAGACUGCAGUGGAUAAUGCUCCUAUAUGCAGUAAUUGCCAAACAAGGUGCUAGCUUCUUCAUGUACAAUUUGGCCUAUCUAGAGCUAGUCCCAAGACUAGAGUGCUACUAUAUAUAGAAAGUGAAUUUGUAGAGUGUGAAGUUGAAGAUAUUUGACAGGGAGGAGUUCUUAAAGACAGAGAUUUGUGGAGACCAGAUUACACAGAUAGUAAAAGUUUUAGGAAUUGGAUGACAGAUAUGGAGCUUUAUUGUUAUAGUGAAUUUAUGAUUGGACUAAUUGGUUCGAUUAUCUUUGUAGGCUUUGUUCUAAGUGGCAUUGUUCUUAAAGUCGGUGAUAGGUUCGGGAGAAAAUAAAACCAUCAUUUCUGGAGUUAUUAUUAAUAUGAUGGCAUGCUUUGUGCUUUAUUUCUGGAGAAAUUUGUAUGUUAUUUAUGUUGUGCUUUUAUUAUGAGGAGUUUUGCUGUACAAAAAUAUUUCAAUCUACAUUCUAACAAUUGAACUUAUUCCUACAAGGCAUCGGAUGAACACAAGCAGCUUGAUAAAUUCUGCAGAAGCUUUUUUAGUUUAUAUUCCAACUACUAUUUUCUUAUUGGCAGGAGGGAAAAAUAUGCAGCAUUUUCUAAUAGUUGGAUUGGUCUUGCCUGUAAUAUCAUUGAUUCCUUCUUUCUUAAUCCCAGAAUCUCCAAAGUAUUUAUUCGAAAAGGGAAUGUUUCCAGAAUUAAGAAAGACCUUAUCAUAUAUUUCAAGAUUUAAUGGAGCUCAAAUGGGUGAUUACAUUAUAGAAGGAGAGCAGGAUUGUGACUCUUCCAAAUUUUCUCAUGAAGAAAGUAGUGUAAAACUUGACAUGACGAUGCCAGACAAUUUCAAUGCGACCAAAGAGAAGAUAAAUAUUAGUAAAGUUCUUGAGGAAUACAACCCUAAUGAAGUCCACCAACCAUUACUAAAGAGUAUUCCGAAGGAAGAAUUCUCUGUGUGAAGAGAGCUAAAGCACAGAAGAACAUUACUUAACCUGAUAAGUAUUGUGAUAUGUUUCUGAAUUGCUUCUUUCAGCUAUUAUAUGGUCGGCAUCUUCUUAAAAUAUGUUGGAGCAAACUCUGUAUCAGAAAUAGCAGGGAACUUUGGAGGAGGAUUCAUACAGAACUAUAUUGGAACUAAGAAGACUCUGAUCACUUGAUUCUCUAUUUCUCUGAUAGCAAGUGUUCCAUUGCUCUUUGUAAAUAAUACUAUCUUGAUUGCUGUCUGAGUGUUUAUGGGAAAAUUCUUCCUUCAAGGAGCUUUUAAUGUAGUAUAUUUUGCUAGCCCUGAAGUAUUCCCACCUCUGUUUGUUUCAUUUUCUUUCAUGGUUUCUGGAAUUAUUUCAAGAAUGUUCACAAUAUUUGCACCACAAGUUGCAGAAGUGAAGCCAAGACAAGUGCCAAUAAUUAUCUUACUAGUUCUAUGAUUUAUAGGAAGUUUUGUUCCUAUUCUCUUAAAAGCAAGUAAGAAAUAAAUCAUGGAUGAGUUGAUAAA
Molecule: messenger RNA, 1623 nt
Organism: Moneuplotes crassus
Lineage: Eukaryota; Ciliophora; Spirotrichea; Euplotida; Euplotidae
Source: the annotation of a GenBank genome assembly